Molecule: messenger RNA, 1730 nt
Organism: Oryzias melastigma (Indian medaka)
Lineage: Eukaryota; Metazoa; Chordata; Actinopteri; Beloniformes; Adrianichthyidae
Gene: nanog
Product: nanog homeobox
Exons: 4
Coding region: 252-1481 (409 amino acids)
Biological process (GO): cell differentiation; regulation of transcription by RNA polymerase II
Cellular component (GO): nucleus
Molecular function (GO): RNA polymerase II cis-regulatory region sequence-specific DNA binding; DNA-binding transcription factor activity, RNA polymerase II-specific
Source: RefSeq, a predicted model, not a curated record
AAGCAGAAUAAUCCAGAUUAUUUAAAUAAAAUGGCUUCCGGGAACAGAACCUCAGGGAUUGGUCCAAAUCUGGGCACACCUUCAGAAGCGGCCACGCCCACACACGUCCUUAUAAACAGCCGCGUGGGCGGUAUCUUGUCAGAACUGUUUUAAUGUCAUUUUAUUUAUAUUUUAGCGCAUUCUUGUGUAUGUGAUCUCGUUUGGCUUUUACAUUUUUAAACGAAUUUUUUCCUUUUUUUUUUGGCUAAAUAAUGGCGGAGUGGAAAACUCAUGUUAACUACAAUUACAACCCUACGUUUCAUGCUUACACCUACGGCUUCUUGUAUCAAGCCGCGUCCGAGCAGAACCACGGCAGCGGCUGGAGCGAGAACUCCGAGCAGAACGGCUACAACAGCGGGCAUACGGAGGCUAACUUCCCCGCUAGGAGCCGGGAGGAGUCCCCUCCUCGCAGCCCGGAGCAGCAGGCUGAAAGCGGCCACUACUACCAGGACUCCGGAGUGGUGUACAUGAGGGAAUCACAGACGGGCCGCUUGGUUCUGGCGGGACCGCAACGGGUCGGUUACGACGGCGGCGAUUCUGCCAGCGACUCCGAGGCGCACACCUCACCGGAUUCUUGGAGUUCCGGUAGCAACCAUGAAAGAAGUGUUCCCCAGACAGAUUCUGCAAUCUGGGCCAAAAAUGAAGCUGAGACGGGAGCAAGGAGUCCAGACCACAGCGGGGAUGUGUCCAGCUCACUCAUGGACGAAUCUCAAUCAUUUGCAGUCCAGGACAUCGGAGAUGUAAACAGUUCUGUACACACACCCUGCACUGCCACGAAGAAGCAAAGCAGUGGAGCCCAGAACGCCCCAAAAACAAAAGUCCGAGCUGCUUUUUCAGAAAUCCAGAUGAACACUUUGGUGCAGCGCUUUAGCAUGCAGAAGUACCUCACUCCAGCUGAGAUGAAAAACCUGGCAGAUGUGACUGGGCUAACCUACAAGCAGGUAAAGACAUGGUUUCAGAACCGUAGGAUGAAGCUGAGGCGGCACCAGAAAGAUACCAGCUGGGUGUCAGAGCGAUAUGCAAUCAACAAAGACGACACUGCUACGGACACUGCAUUCACAAACAUGGCUCCACAUGUACCCCCUUAUCAGGGGGAUAGGAUGUCUCAUCUUCGAGAUCACUACAACCAGCACAUGAUGGGUGCAGCAUUUAAGAACACCCCGCAGAACUUGGCCUUCUACCUGACUGCCAUGGGCAACCGGAAUGGAACCACUGGUUACCCACCGUGGUCCUCCAGCCAGGCUGCUCUACCCAGCAGACCCCAGGUACCGGGAUGGCCCCUGCCGCCGGGCCGCAGCCAGUUUGAUUUCCGCCCCCAUCCCUACAACUCCGCAGGCGCCGCCUCUUUGAACAACUUUGGACGCAACGCAACCAUCGACAGCAAGGACGGGGAGUCUGCAGGAGCUCCGAAUCCAGCCGUUUUGCAUAACGCUGUCCAAUAAGCUAAACCAUGAUGUUGUUCAGGUUAAGCAUGUUCGGCGCCACUAGAUCAAUUUUUCCUCUGGGUGGGAGUUCAAACGCUUAGUACUGUUCCGUAGCAUUUCAAUAGUUUUAUUUUUAUAUGCUACUAUUUAAUGAAUGUUGCUGUUCAUUUAGUUUUUUUUGGCUCUGAUACAACCAUUGCUGUACAUGUGAUGAUGCUACACUGGGCUGCAUUUUUAAAAUCAUUUUUCAAUUAAAAACAAGUUACU